CAAUGCUAGCUCUCCAGAUGCCCUUCCCGCGCCACGACCUCUUCGACCUGGUCGACGCAUUCGCGCACACCCCGCCACGCUGCCACUCCUCCGAGCUCCGCGAGACCGAGGACGCCUUCCACCUCGCGUUCGAGGCGCCCGGCGUCCUGCCGUCGGACGUCGACAUCACGUUGGACGAGGGGGUGCUCCGCGUGAGGGGUGAGUCCAAGGUCGAGCGCAGCGGCCUCAACUACUGCGGCAAGAUCCACCGUGCUGUUGCUUUGCCCGCUGAGCGCAUCGACCCAGAGAAGGUGCAGGCCACGCUGGAGCACGGCUUGCUGCACGUGACGGUCCGCAAGCGGGCGAGGGCCGAGCCCAUCAAGGUUCGGGUUGCGACAAGCCAGCCCGCCGCCGAGGAGAAGGCCGAUGGCACCACCGCCGCCGAGGACGACGCGAUGGACGGCGUCCAGUGAGGCGCCCCGUGUGCGCGGCGGCCGGGGCCGCGGCGCGC
Molecule: messenger RNA, 490 nt
Organism: Emiliania huxleyi CCMP1516
Lineage: Eukaryota; Haptophyta; Isochrysidales; Noelaerhabdaceae
Exons: 1
Coding region: 18-452 (144 amino acids)
Biological process (GO): response to heat
Source: RefSeq, a predicted model, not a curated record